Messenger RNA from Ctenopharyngodon idella (grass carp), 1279 nucleotides. RefSeq lists its product as uncharacterized. NCBI's taxonomy places the organism in Eukaryota, Metazoa, Chordata, Actinopteri, Cypriniformes, Xenocyprididae. The transcript has 4 exons. The record is from RefSeq and is a predicted model, not a curated record. Bases 490 to 1092 code for a protein of 200 amino acids.
ACAGAUGUUAAGUUUUGGUGUCCGUUUUAGUAGCCUAGGCUAAAUAGUUAACCAAUUUACCUAAUGUUCUUGAAAACUAUUAUACCAUGUCAUCGAGUCAGUAUUGCUGAUGCAAAGUAGGCCCUUUGUUACCAAACACCAAGUAACUAAAUUAGGAUACAAUUAUGAGUCAUUUGCAAACUGUUAAACAUUAAACUGUUGGUUACUUUAAAGGUGCCAUAGAAUUGAAAAUUGAAUUUACAUUGGCAUAGUUGAAUAAUAAGAGUUCUAUACAUGGAAAUGACAUACAGUGAGCCUCAAACACCAUUGUUUCCUCCUUCUUAUGUAACUCUCAUUCGUGCAAAAGACCACUGAAAAACAGGCGAAUCUAAACAUAACACCGACUGUGAUGCAACAGUCGGGAUCAUUACUAUCUACGCCAGUAUUAACAUUGUGGAGCUGCACAGCCAAAUCAUCAGAAGUUAUGCAGAUGUGAAGACAGUAUCAUUAAUGGAGGGAGAUUCUGUCACUUUAAACACUGAAGUACAGAAAUACAUGUUGAUACAGUGGAUGUUCGGAAGCACUCGAAUAGCUGAAAUCGACAGACUCACACAAACCAACUCGACAUAUGAUGAGAGAUUCAGAGACAGACUGAAGCUGGAUCAGACCGGAUCUCUGACCAUCACAAACACCAGAACCACAGACUCUGGACUUUAUAAAGUAAUAGUUAUCAGCAAAGAGACCAGUUACAUGAGUUUCAAUGUUACCGUCUAUGAAUCUCCACAAAGUACUUUAUCACCAGAGAGAUCAUUGUCCAGCUGUGCGGUAAAUAAUUUAACCGUCAACCAAACUGAGGAUGCCAACGUUACAGAACUCCAUCAGCCAUGUUCAGACUACAUCCACUGUUGUGGUUCUACUGAAGCCAUGAUCCGAUUGGUUCUCUCUGCUCUGGUGGGCGUGGCUACUGUUGCUUUUCUUGUUUAUGACGUCAGAUCUACAAGAAGUGAACUGAACAGGAUGGAAGAGAGUAGAUAUCACCAUCUGAUCCAUGGAGUAAAAUCAGACCAUCAGUAUGAAAUGAGCAGAAGUUUUAGUUCCAGAUAUGUUUGCUGAAGUUUGAUGGUAUAAUGCCAGAGAUAAAACACGCAUUAAUAUUUCCUGCACUCCCAGGUGAAAAAAAAAGUACAUUUCUAUAAUGUACUUAAAGUGCUCUAUUUUCGUGCACUAAUUUUGUACUUAAUAUACUACAAAGUCUUCUUUAGUACUUCUGAAGAUAAUCUUAAGAACAUCUAAGUGUACU